AUGCAGCAGGAGAACAAAGUUUUAAGAGAUCAACUCCAAGUUGCUAUUGUAGCAAUAGCUGACAUCAAGGUCGUUGUGAAUCAGUUGCACCGUCAGCAGGUGGAGGAAAUACCGCCCACAAUCAACUUUCCGGUUUUAAGUGCUGAGCAACUGGAGGAGCUGAAUGCGAAGAUAGACAAGGAAAACCGCGCACUCUAUGUUAAGUCUAUGAAGUCUCUUCUGCAACCAGCAGGGGUUAUUAGAAAUUUAAAAUUUAUAUUGUCCGACACGUUGAUGCAGGAAUAUAACGUUGAUGGAAUUCACGGUAAAAAAUCUCUAAAAGGUCUAGACAACUUUUACGAUGCACUGAUAGAAUCAAUUCCAAUUGGCAACAACUUAGGCCCGGCUGAGAAACAGUUACGGAAGGCAAUACAGUUGCAAAAAAAUAGAUUCAUAAAGGCAAAAUGUAUAAGCCAAAAUAACCACCAAAAAUAA
Messenger RNA from Rhagoletis zephyria (snowberry fruit fly), 474 nucleotides. RefSeq lists its product as uncharacterized. The record is from RefSeq and is a predicted model, not a curated record. Lineage: Eukaryota; Metazoa; Arthropoda; Insecta; Diptera; Tephritidae.